AAAUCGAUAAUUUCCCUCCCACCCCACGACGAUUUUCUUCGAUUCUGCCACACGGAUGCACUUGUCAAAAUCAUCAGCACUCCAGCCAGCGCACAGAGCCUUCGUUGCAAAUUUUGCCUUUAUUUGAAGUCUGGAAACAGAUCCGGAAGCGGGAUGCUCAAGUCCGAGUUCCAGCACCAGUUUUGGGUCACCAAAAAGGCGGUCCAACGCAAGCUGGGAUCGAAAGAAGAUGAAAACAUAGUGGCAUCGGAUGGCGAGUUGGACGCCAAGAUUGAGCUGUUCCAGUCGGUCGCGGAAAACUGUCGGCAGCUGUACCGGAUCAUUGACCAGUACCAGGAACGCGUUUGUAUUCUGGCUCAGGAGGAGAAUUCGUUGGGGAAAUUUCUACGCGAGGUGGCCAAGGAGAAUCCUACGACGGGGAAGUUGAUGUCCAACACGGGCAAGGCGAUUUCGUAUUGUGGCCAGCAACGGAUUACGAUCCGGGUUCCCUUGCUGAGGCUGUACCACGAUGUGCAGACUUUCAAGGGACGGGCCAUCGUGGACACAAAGAAUACCAUCGAGGCGAUGGAGAAGGAAAGAACCGAGUAUCGGGCGGCGCUGAGCUGGAUGAAGUCGGUGAGCAUUCAGCUGGAUCCGGACACGGGCAGGGGGUUGGAGAAGUUCCGGAAGGCGCAACGCCACGUGAAAACGGCUAAAACCAAGUUCGACAAGUACACGCUGGACUGCUUGGAGAAGAUCGACCUGCUGACGGCGGCAAGAUGUAAUAUGUUUUCGCACGCCCUCGUCGGAUACCAGAACGCGAUGCUGAACGUUGCGAAAAAAAGCAACGACACGUACCGGGCUGCGCUGAAGAGCCUGUCCAAGGAUCCGCACUAUAACUUUUCGAUUUUGAAGGAGCUGACCCAGGCGAAUCCGAACGUGGUCGAGGGGGAAGAGGGUGAGGGAAAGGAGCUGACACGCGAGGAGCAACAGGUGGAGAAACCUGCGGACGACGAUCAGAUGUUGUUUUUCCAGGAUGAAUACAAAGAUGACGAACCUGCUCGAAAGAAGGAAACUUCAAAAGACACUAAAGCCGAUGACGACGACCAGAUCCUAACCGACGUCCCAGCCGACAACCUUCUGGCGGACCUUUCCGAACCCGCGAAAACCGACCCGCAGCAAUCCGGUUCGUCCGACCUGCUCGGCCUCACGAUGGACGACGAAUUCUCCGACUUUAUGUCCUCGCCGGCUCCAUUCAUGCCCUCUACGCUGCUCAACAAUGCGAACCCGCUGGACGGCGGCGACGACGAUCCGCUGGAGCAGCUGCUGAACCUAAACCAACCAUCGGCGUCCAAGGCACCGCCAAGCGGCGACCUCUUUGGUAGCUUUUUGCAAUCUCUGUCCAAGAGCACGGACCCGCCAAAAGAGGGCAAAAAGAGUGGCGUCGGCGGCAAAUCGAAAGACCUGUCCGGCUGGUACCAGCUGUUUGCGGAGCUCGACCCGCUCUCCAAUCCGGACGCGAUUCCGUCCAAAGCCGACGCGCCCCACAACAGUCUGGCUGCCUAAGCGCCUUCUUUCCACGACACCAGUGCACUCCAACCGGAUCGCGUUAUUAUUACUCUUACAUACAGCUAUUGCAGAGCUAUAUUACAGACACACGUGGUGAUUAUCGCAUUCGAUCGUAAUAAUACGAUCGUAAUUUCUUGACCUACGAUCGAGAUUUCUCGAUAGUAAGAUUACGACCAUCGACAAAUUACGACUUACCAUUGAGAAAUUAAUAUCGUAAUACCAUUUUUUGAAUAUUUUUUUAUUUUAACGGAAUAUUUAACAAAAAUCCUAAGUUGAUUUUUUAAAUUUGAAAAAUAACAAAAUUAACAAAAUCUAAAUUAAUUUCUUUUUUAUUUCAAACAAC
This is a messenger RNA of Culex quinquefasciatus (southern house mosquito), 1891 nucleotides long. RefSeq names its product islet cell autoantigen 1 (gene ICA69). NCBI's taxonomy places the organism in Eukaryota, Metazoa, Arthropoda, Insecta, Diptera, Culicidae. Gene Ontology annotation, molecular function: protein domain specific binding. The transcript is spliced from 4 exons. Gene Ontology annotation, biological process: regulation of transport. Gene Ontology annotation, cellular component: Golgi apparatus. The record is from RefSeq and is a predicted model, not a curated record. Bases 154 to 1545 code for a protein of 463 amino acids.